Microthlaspi erraticum is the source of this 1497-nucleotide messenger RNA. Lineage: Eukaryota; Viridiplantae; Streptophyta; Magnoliopsida; Brassicales; Brassicaceae. The record is from the annotation of a GenBank genome assembly.
AUGUUCCAGCAGCACGAGGCUUACCGGAAGGCGACUUGCCUUUUCCUUGCCACUCUCGAGCACGAGCCCUGCAUCGCCGGCAAGACCACACCGACGGCAGUGACGGGUACAUCACAUUCUGGGCCACUGGACGGAGACACCAUCUCUCAUACAGAGAGAUCGACCGAGCUCUUUUCUGCCGCCAGGCAACCGUCUAGGCCUCGACGUCGACCGCGACGAGAUGUCCGCACUUUGGGGGACGAUCGCGUUUGGGGAGUACUUCUCCUCAAGUGCGAAGUCCGCUCAGAUCAGGAGCCCGCCGGUCCGCUACUUCCACAAGGCGAUCGCCAACACGCUCUUUUCCCGACAGGCCACCGGGAACGUCACAGAGACAGAGAUGGCCAUGAUCGACGUGGCACUCACAGGCAUCCCGUUGAGACUGAUCAACGGGACCCAGCUCCGAGGCAGCAGGUCCCACGGAGGCAUCACGGUCGCCCUUGUAGCCAGCUCCGCUCUUACAGGGACUGGGCUUCGAGGAACAGGACCAUCCGGCACAAGUGCACACUGCGGAUGGGCGGCUUGGUCACACCUCUUCUACGCGCCGUCGGCUUUACACCUGACAGAGAGGACGAGGUCGCACCACCCGAGAGGCUCGAUCUCGAGUACCUGAGGAACAGCGUCUUCUUGCAGAAGACGUCAGACGCCAGCCGACUCCUGUACCAGUUCACUCACGUUCAGCUCGGCGCUUCCCGCAUGUUGCUCCCCAGCCCCAGCUGGACGACGAUCAGAGGAGGGUCCAACGUCGAGUUCAACCCACCUCAGUCUGCUCUCUACACCGGAGAUCGCCGACCGCUAGAGACUACGCCACACCUCAGUCACACGAGCUUGACUACCACGCAGACGGACGAGCUCGAGCACUUGCACUUCGCCGGCUACGCCACCACCGCCAGACAGACCGCCGGACUGAAGGCGGCUCACCAGCACAUCGGCAUUCUUCAGCGGUGGAACAAGGCGCAGGACAAGAUCACCAGCAAGCUCAAGAGCAAGGUGAAGAAGAUGGCCGAUCAGAUCCGUGCCAUGCAGGACAAGCUGAGCUGUGUUGCCUCAGCUUCAGGAGGUGUCCACAGGACCGCAGUCGGUCCACGCCAGGCGAUCCCCUCUGAGGACGACGACGAGCCACACCACGACACCACCGGCGGACGACCACUACCUCCUGAGCCACCACGACACUCUUCCUUCGAGCCGCGACAGCAGCGGAAGAGGCGCUUUGGAGAGCCGCAGACAGCGAGACCAUCAGGCGCAGGAGCUGAGCAGACUUGCCAUUCAGGCGAUGCAGCUCCACUUCGAGGCCGACAGCGCCGACAGAUCCACACACCGCCGACGAGAGCUCCGCCGGACCAGUACGUGCCUUACACCACGAGCGAGCUGCGCCUACCACCGUCCCUACUUACACGCAGGAGAGCAUGCAGGAGGAUCUCGACGACUUCAUCUACGGACGCCGCUGAUGCUCUCUCCUGA